CUACGUACACGUAUACACACCUCAUUCCCCCUCUCUCUCUCUCUGUACAUACAUAAAUACUCUCACCAACGUUUCUUUCUUUGUACAAUUCUAUUUUCUUGGACUCCAAGCAUCUGGGCUCAGCAAAACGUAAAGACCCUUUUUUGUUUAGUUCCCAGAAUUGAAAAUAUGGUCAUUGGGAAGCCGGAGAAAGUCGCCGCCGGUGAUGAUUGCUGCUCCGGCGGUGUACAGGAGUUGCAUGUUCUUGCCGUCGAUGAUAGCCACGUGGACAGGAAGGUCAUUGAGAGGUUGCUCAAAAUCUCUGCCUGUAAAGUUACAGCAGUAGAGAGUGGGAGCAGAGCUCUACAAUAUCUGGGCUUGGAUGGAGAGAAAGGCUCUGCUGCAAUUGAUGGUUUGAAGGUAAAUCUGAUAAUGACAGACUAUUCAAUGCCUGGGAUGACUGGUUAUGAACUACUCAAAAAGAUUAAGGGUUCUUCAGCACUGAGGGAAAUUCCUGUUGUGAUAAUGUCAUCUGAAAACAUUUUAGCUCGCAUUGAUAGAUGUCUGGAGGAAGGGGCUGAGGAGUUUCUGAUGAAGCCUGUGAAGCUGUCCGAUGUAAAGCGUCUCAAAGAUUUCGUGCUGAGAGGAGACGGGGAGAGCAAAGAGGGAGCAACAACAACCCGGAAGAGGAAACCGACAGACGACUCGUUCCCAAGGCCGCCAUUAUCUCUUUCCUUGGCGUCGUCUUCGCCCUCCAUCCAUCCCGAGACCACUACGCCUCUGUCCCCGAGGUGUUCAUCAGUUCCUCUCACAAAACAUCCUAGACUGCACCAAGACACUGAGCCACUGGUGGAUCCCUGAACCAUAUGUUCUGCUCAGAUCAUCUCAGUUUUUGAAUUUUGAUUUUGGGUACCCUUUGCUGCCCUUCUUUGUCUGCUUAAUUCAAUCACACUUGUACAUGCUUACCUGUAGAAACACCAUUCCACCACACCUUUGGGGAGAAGGAAAAAUGUUCAGAUAUGGAAGGAAAAAAUUAUAUAUAUCUUAACCUGAUUUUGUUCACAUUUUGGGCUCUGUAAAUCUGUAAUUUAUGUUGUUUGGUUGGAUGAUUUGAUGUUUUGAUUCCCACAACAAUGUUGUGUCCA
Molecule: messenger RNA, 1124 nt
Organism: Ipomoea triloba (trilobed morning glory)
Lineage: Eukaryota; Viridiplantae; Streptophyta; Magnoliopsida; Solanales; Convolvulaceae
Product: two-component response regulator ARR5-like
Exons: 5
Coding region: 169-840 (223 amino acids)
Biological process (GO): cytokinin-activated signaling pathway; phosphorelay signal transduction system
Source: RefSeq, a predicted model, not a curated record